GAAGACCACUGCUCGGAGUAACUGUUUCUCUAGAUCUAUGUUUAGCUGACACCAAAUCAACAACCCCAUCACCCAAGGAGUUGAUCCAAUUGUCCUCUGUUUUCCUGGGAAUGUGGUGUGACAACAAAGCUUUCAGAGGAGAUGGGGCUCAAACCGUCAUACUACUACCUUCAUGCAGCCCACUGUGGGUUGUUAUCUUUCCCCGCCAGCAGCUGAGGAAUAGUCAAGGGUCACUUCUGGUUGCCUUUUCUUCCUUCCUGUUCCUGCUCAGGGUCCGGUCAGUGAUGAGUUUUGCAUAAGUGGAGGGUGACCUUUCCCCAGAGUCAGGAGACCUGUCCCUGGGCUGCAGGAUGAGAGGGGCCUUGCGAAGGGAAGCGAAGGAGGAACUCUGGGUGUGGACUCAGCUCUGAGUUAGUUGAGUAGAGGAGUACCUCAGCAUCUCUUCAGGACAAAGGCUGAGGGAGUCUGAAACCAACUGUCAGACUUGUGUACCACUGUCAAGAGCUGGCGAAGCAACACACUUAAUUGAAGGUGUAACCGGUGUGCUGUCUUGGUCCUUUCUCUACUCCAGCAAGAGUCCUUCAGCCAGAUUCUGAGCGGUAGGUGGAUCGGUGUCCUGGUAACCCACUUGAGACAGCGUGGCAUGCCUUGACAAAGAUGUUGGGAUUUUAUUGUUUAUCCCCAUUUUCACCAACCAACAUAGCAUAGGAAAAGAAAAAAAUUAAACGUUUGAGAGUAAGAUGGGCUUUAAUUCAAACUUGCCAGUGCUACUGAUGAACUCUAUAACUUUUGGCAAGUCCUUUCAUCGCUCUUAAACUCAGUUUUCACAUCUAUAAAAUGAGCAUGAUGCAAUUUACUUGGCAGAUUUGUUGCAAGCAAUAGUUCUUCGGGCUAUUUUGAAAUCCUGUUGUUUGUAUCUUAUGAAAUUAUUAUUUCACCAUUGGACUCUGAAGACUGUGAAGAAAUGUACAGAUAGCAUUUUCUUUAUCUUUGUAUCCUCAACAUCUAACAUGGUAAAUAGCUGGCACAUAAUAGAUGCUUAAAUGUAACCUUCUCAGAACGGUCUGCCCAAAUGCUUCAUCUAGGCAGGCGUCUCCUUGUUAUUCAUUACACAAUGUCAGUUUCUUCAUAGCCUCAAAAUGAUAUCUUGCCUGUCAUCUGUCUCCACACUAGGCUGUAAUUUCCAUGACGUCAGGCGGUGUCUGUCUUGGUAGUCAGAGUCUAGAACAGUGCCUGGGCCGGAGUAAGGGCUCAGAACAUAUUUGUUGAAUGGAGAAAUAAAGGAACGACAGCUGUUUUUUACUACCAGUAGUAGCAGUAGUUACAGGAUGAAUCAGAAUCAUCCCAAACAGAUAAAAAUUAAUCCUCUUUGGAAAGCUCACCAGGAAAGGUGGGAAUGAUCAAAAGCCAUUCAAGUUACCGCCUACAGACUUCUGCCUGAGAACCUGGAUUUAGGACCAGUGAUUUUCUUAGGCCUCCGCUAGGAGGCCCUUCAAGCUAAACUGAGCAGAAUGAAUGAGGUUUUAUGAGGUGGACAAGAGCUGCCUCGGAGCCAGCACUGGGGCCCUGCGAGGGGGGGAGGGGGCACACCCUCCCCUGGGUUCUCCUCUAUUGAAAGGCUCCAGACGGCUUGGGCCCUGCGCCAAGCUGCUUGGUUCCAGUGGGAAAGCUGACCUUGGCCAGGAAGAACCAGGAAGAGGCACAAAUGACUCAUUGUCCCACAUCCUCCAAGGAAAUGCUGUUUUUAAAAAGAAGAAAAAAUACCUCGCCCGUCUAAAUUUCAGGGCAAGCCUUUUACCUCUACUUGGAACGGUUCCUGAUUCUUCCAGAAGCACGGCUAGGGAAGGAAGUUGGAGAACACAGAGGCAGCUGCUUCCCUCUUCCCCUGUCCUUUUGUCCACAUGGGAUGCAGCUGGCCAAGCUGCUGAGCUGGCCCACGGGCCAGAGCCCAGAGCUCGUCCGCUCCGCAGGGGCCACGCCUGGCCCAACAAGAGAAUCACCUCGGAAAGGGCCUGCGGGAUGCUGAAUUUGGGCCUCUCUGGUUUGAGUUCAGCCUUUGCUGAGAUUCCUUCCAAGGAGUCUCGUCUUCUGCCCUUCCCUCACAAGCUAGCGGUGGCCGGAAAUCCUCAGAAAAGUGCCAGGAAGGGUCAGGGGGCAGCUGGGGCUUGAACAAUUAAAAAUAGGGCUUCCGGGCAGGCAGCCAUGGAGAUC
Messenger RNA from Equus caballus (horse), 2211 nucleotides. The record is from RefSeq and is a predicted model, not a curated record. Lineage: Eukaryota; Metazoa; Chordata; Mammalia; Perissodactyla; Equidae.